This is a messenger RNA of Theobroma cacao (cacao), 4508 nucleotides long. Its product is annotated as Tetratricopeptide repeat (TPR)-like superfamily protein. Gene Ontology annotation, molecular function: protein binding. Gene Ontology annotation, cellular component: TRAPPIII protein complex. The record is from RefSeq and is a predicted model, not a curated record. Lineage: Eukaryota; Viridiplantae; Streptophyta; Magnoliopsida; Malvales; Malvaceae.
AACAUCUUUCCCCAACGUCACCGAAUUCUCUCUCCAAAACUUUAAACCUCCAUUAACACCAAUCAAAAGAUCCGAUCGAAGAAGCUAAAGAGGCAGCUACUCCGCCCUAUCUUAUUGCCUCUCAAAAAUCGAGUGGACUCGCCAACUCACCUGUUCAAUCGACUCGGAGCUGUAGAAAAACGGCUCUCGGCCCGUCGCCAAUUAGGGCAACCGACAAUCGGAGGAGAGGGAAAGAGAGAAAGAGAGUGAUGGUGGAUCCGGCGAACACGCCACUUGGCAAAAUGCUAUUGGAGGAGAUCACUCCGGUGGUUAUGGUACUCUGCACUCCGCUAGUGGAAGAAUCUUGCCUCAAGAACGGCCUCUCCUUCAUCCAAAUGCUCUCCCCUUUCUGCAAUUUCACCAAUAUCGACGUGCCUGUACGGACGGCGAGUGAUCAACCCUACAGGCUGCAGAAGUUUAAGUUGCGGUUGUUUUAUGCCUCGGAUAUUCGACAACCCAAUCUUGAGGUAGCGAAGGAGAGGCUAAAGCAGGUUAUUACCCAGGCAGGAGAGAAAGAUUUUUCUGAAAUGUGGUCAGACCCACCUCAAGUUAAUGAUCUUCUCUCUAGGCCUGAAUCUGAAAUUUUACCAUCAUGGUUUCAGUUUUUUAACGAAGAGCUUGUACGUACGUUGUCUUUUUCAGACCAUGAAGCUUUUGAUCAUCCUGUGGCAUGCCUUUUGGUUGUUUCUUCUAGGGAUGAGGAACCCAUAAACAGAUUUGUAGACCUUUUUAAUACCAACAAAUUACCCUCUCUUCUUAAUGACGGUGCAAUGGACCCAAAGAUUUUGAAGCAUUACUUACUGGUGCAUGAUAAUCAAGAUGGUGCUUCAGAGAAGGCUACUAAACUUUUGACUGAGAUGAAAAGUACAUUUGGCCCAAAUGACUGUCAAUUACUUUGUAUUAAUUCUUCUCAAGAUAGGCAGAUCCAUCAUCAGGAGAACCCUUGGGCUCCUUUUAAAUCUGAUGCUUUACCUACUGAAAAUCUUGGUUGUUUCCUCAAUUUUGAUGACUUUAAUGAGAUAAAAGAUCUCAUGCAAGAAUUAUCAUCUAAACACAUCAUUCCUUACAUGGAACAAAAGAUACGUGUAUUGAACCAACAGGUUUCUGCCACAAGGAAAGGUUUUAGGAAUCAAAUUAAAAACUUAUGGUGGAGGAAAGGGAAAGAAGAUGCAUCAGAUUCCCCAAAUGGUCCUGUGUACACCUUUAGUUCAGUUGAAUCUCAGAUUAGAAUUUUGGGUGACUAUGCAUUCAUGUUACGGGACUAUGAACUUGCACUGUCGAACUAUCGCCUAAUUUCCACUGAUUAUAAGCUAGACAAAGCCUGGAAGCGCUAUGCUGGUGUGCAGGAGAUGAUGGGGCUUACGUAUUUCUUGCUUGAUCAAUCAAGAAAAGAAGCUGAGUACUGCAUGGAAAAUGCAUUUAAUACUUAUUUAAAACUUGGGUCAGCUGGUCAACAAAAUGCUACCAGAUGUGGUCUUUGGUGGGUAGAGAUGCUGAAGACAAGAGAUCAGAUUAAAGAAGCUGCCACUGUUUAUUUCCGCAUUUGUAGUGAGGAUCCUUUACAUUCGGCUGUGAUGCUUGAGCAAGCAUCUUUUUGCUACUUGUUGUCAAAACCACCAAUGCUGCAUAAAUAUGGCUUUCAUCUUGUUCUCUCUGGUGAUCAUUAUAAAAAAUGUGAUCAGGUAUCUCAAUCCCUUAAGUAUUGUGAUAAUGUACCAAAUUCUCGCUCUUCUAAUAUUUUACAAUGUUUUCAUCUUCAGAUUAAACACGCAAUUCGCACAUAUAGAAGUGCUGUUUCUGUUUAUAAAGGAACCACAUGGAGCCUUAUCAAAGAUCAUGUUCAUUUCCACAUUGGACAGUGGUACGCUUUUCUUGGCAUGUAUGAUGUUGCUGUCACUCAUAUGUUGGAGCUCUUGGCCUGCAGUCAUCAGUCAAAGACCACACAGGAGCUGUUUCUGAGAGAUUUUCUUCAAAUUGUUCAGAAAACUGGUAAGACAUUUGAGGUAUUGAAACUUCAGUUGCCUGCUAUCAACAUCUCAUCACUUAAGGUCAUUUUUGAAGAUCAUCGAACUUAUGCAUCUGCUGCAGCUGCUAGUGUCAAAGAAAGUGUAUGGCAUUCACUGGAGGAGGACAUGAUCCCAUCACUGUCUACUGCCAAGUCCAACUGGCUGGAGUUACAAUCAAAGCUUAUGCCGAAAAAAUAUAAAGAAUCAAAUAUUUGUGUGGCGGGAGAAGCAAUAAAAGUGGAUGUUGAAUUUAAAAACCCUCUGCAAAUCUCUAUCUCCAUCUUAAGUGUUUCUUUGAUAUGUGAGCUUUCUGCAAAUCUUGAAGAAAUGAACUCUGAUGGAAAUGGUUCAAAUAUUGAGCUCCAGAAUGAUGAAAAUAAAACAUCAACUUCCACUAGGGAUAUUGACUCAUCUUCGAUUUUGUCUGAGGUUGACUUGUCAUUAGAAGGGGGUGAAACAACCUUGGUGCAACUAACAGUAACUCCAAGAGUAGAAGGCAUUCUGAAAAUUGUUGGUGUUAAAUGGAAAUUAUCAAGUUCAGUAGUAGGUUUUCAUAAUUUUGAAUCUAACUCGCUGAACAAAAAUGUUGCAAAGGGAAGAAGGAAAGCUAAGUAUUCUCCUGACAACUAUUUGAAGUUUAUAGUGAUCAAGAGUCUACCGAAGCUUGAGGGUAUAAUUCAUUCUUUACCAGAAAAAACAUAUGUGGGAGACUUACGGCAUCUUGUGUUGGAAUUAAGUAACCGAUCAAAAUUUCCUGUUAAGAACCUGAAGAUGAAGAUUAGCAAUCCAAGAUUUCUAAAUGCUGGGAAUCAGAGGGAGUUGAAUGUUGAAUUUCCUGCUUGCUUAGGAAAGAAGACAAAUGUUGUGCAAAGUGGUGGGCAUAGUAACAUUAAUAAAGUGCUGCAGAAUGUGUUUCUCUUUCCUGAGAACAUAUCAGUGCAGGAGGAAACAUCAUUAUCCUGGCCUCUUUGGUUUCGUGCUGCUGUUCCUGGAAAUAUUUCUUUGUAUGUUACAAUAUAUUACGAAAUGGAAGAUGUAUCAAGCAUCAUGAAAUAUCGCACACUACGCAUGCAUUAUAAUUUGCAGGUUUCACCAUCGUUGGAUGUAUCAUUUGAACUUAGUCCUUGUCCAUCAAGAUUGCAAGAGUUCCUCUUGCGCAUGGAUGUUGUCAACAAGACCAGUUCUGAAUGUUUCCAGGUUCAUCAGCUGUCAUCUGUUGGGAAGCAGUGGGAAAUCUCAUUGCUUCAACCUGUUGAUAGCAUCUUACCUUCACAAUCUUUAUUUGCUGGUCAAGCACUGUCAUGUUUCUUCAAGCUUAAGGAUCGCAGGAAGUCAUCAACUUCCGAAGAUAGCAUUCCUUCUCCUUCCCUGCUCCUUCAAAGUGAUGUAAGAUUGGGCCCUCAGGGUAACAGUGAAGCCCUCUUUGAUGUGUAUAGUUCACCUUUGGCUGAUUUCCACAAUAGUGAAAGAUUGCACCAGGGAAUGCCACUUCAGGGUAAUGAAUAUAAAGUUGAUUUUGUUUUCAUCUCUCAACUGCUAAAGGGUAAUAUUGAUUCUGGUGCUCCUAAUACACCACUUCUCAUUUCCCAUCAUGCUUGUCAUUGCAGUCUUUCGAGCAUGAGUUCAAUAUCAUGGCUAGUGGAUGGGCCUCAGACUGUACAACAUAACUUCUCUGGUUCUCUAUGUGAAGUAAAUUUGAGGAUGAUGAUAACCAACUCAUCUGAUGCUGUUGCAUCUGUCCGUAUCAGCACCUUUGAUUCCCCUAGUAGCAGCAUCCAAUCAAGUGAUGCUUCUGCACCUCAGCCAGGUCUACCCCCGGAAAUCCAAGCAGGGUGGUGUGAUAUUCCAGUAGUGAAUGAUAUGAAAGUCAUCACAUCUGAUGCUCUUGCAACACGUUUUACUAAGUCUGUGUCCCUGGAAAGUGUCUCUCAGUUCAUUUGGUCAGGGUCAAGCUCUACUAAACUCAGACUUCAACCUCGGUCGACAGCUGAAAUUCCUCUUCAGAUUAGUGUUUUUGCUCCUGGAAUAUAUGAUUUGUCAAACUAUGUUUUGAAUUGGAAUCUUAUGCCCAGUAGUGAGGAAGAAAAGCAAGGAGAAGCGAGCAAGUCGUCAGGAGUGUGCCAAGGAUAUCCCUAUUAUCUUACUGUGGUCCAAUCUACUUGAAAUAUUGGCUCAUGUUCACCGGUUUUCUGCACUGUUAGCGAUGAGAUCUUGGUUGGUUGUAGUUAUUAUUGUAACUUUUCACAUGUAAAUUAUGGUGCCUAAAAUGUAUAAUUCUUGGUAAAAUAGGAAUUGAGAAAAGCUCAGCGAAGGGAGGAGAUGAAACAUUCUUUUUGGUUGCCAGAAAUAAUAAGGGAAGCAAAAAAGAAAAAAAAACAAAGGAAUUUAUUUUGUUAUUACUUGAUGUAAAUGGACUCAUCAGAGUUUUUGAAUGAAGAAAAUCAAUUACAUUUUAUAGAGUCA